GGUUCACGGGAGUGCAACGGAGAGUAAACAAACCGCUUGUGUGUGCGUCAUUUCUUCAUUUUUUUCCACGGGAAUUUUGGCUUCUGUCAGAGGUGAAGUAUGGCAGAUGAUUGGAAGUCAAACGCUUUCCGUCAGAGGAUCAUUACCCAGCUGGAGGAAUUGAUACGGCAGACACCAGCAGGCAACCAGAAGUCUGCUCAUGAUCUAGAACUUCAUGUCUUUCAGAGAUCAUUAAAGCGAGAUGAUUAUUUGCAGCUUAUUGGUCGUUUGGUGUCCCACAUGCGGGAAGUAGCCCAAAGUAAUACUAAUCCACAGACAAGUAACCCACAAUUAGCUGCUGUAUUAGCAGGCCAACAGGUUCCAGCUGGUCAGAUGGUUGGGACACCAAUGACAGGACCGGGUGGACCAGUAACAGGUGGUCCAAAUGCUACAAUCAUAACUGGACAAAAUAUUCAGAAUUUGCAGGGAGGGCCAAGAAUGGGUCAGCCCAUGAUGCCAAACCUUCCUAAUCAGGCCAAUGAUAUUCCUAAUUGGCCAGGAAAUAACCACCAGCGAUUAUCGGAUAUUCAGAUGGCAAACAAAAAACAGCAAGGUAUAACUAUUAAUCAAAUGAGUGGACAACCUGGCAAGAUUAACACUAUCCAGAUGACUAUUGGCCAGAACAUGCAGACACCACAGAUAGGACAGUUCACUGGUCAGAUGGUUGGCCGUGGUGGAGGACCCACACCAAGUAGUGCCUCCCCUGCACCCUCUCUUUCGGCACCAAGCAAUCUUGUGUCUCCUUCACCAUCAUCCAACAUGGUUCCCUCACCUGCUGGACCCAACAGUGCAGGGAUGGGCCGAGGUGCCAGUCACAUUGGGGCACCCUCACCUGGUGGAAUAAUCAACACUCCUGGUCAGAUUCAGCAACCAUCACCUGCAGCUCAGGGUAUGACUAACAGUCAGGCUGAAGAAGCAGCCUAUAGAGAAAAAGUGCGGCAACUCAGUAAGUAUGUAGAUCCCCUACGCCGUAUGAUUCAAAGAAUUGGGAAUGAAGAUGCGGAAAAAUCAUGCAAGAUGAAGCAGUUGCAUGACAUGUUGCAAAAUCCCCAAAGGCGAAUGCCCAUGGAAACUCUACUGAAAUGUGAACAAGUGUUAGAAAAACUAGAAAUUCAUCGUGAUGCAGAGGUACCCCCAAGCAUGGAAAAUCGCAUUGCAGGAAUGACAGAAUCUGUAACAAAUGCACUGAAAUCUCCCUGUGCUGCUCACACUCUUCAUCGUACGAUAUCACCAGCUCUGUCUGUUCUUUUAGGGCCAAAUCUCACUACUAAUCCAAUUAAGCCAGUGAAGCGAGAUAACCCUCUGCAGCCUCCACCAGAAACCCCGAAUAUUAGUGAUGUUAUUCAGGGUGAAGUGGCUCGUCUCAAUGCACGCUUCAGGGUCAACUUAGAUUGUCAACAGCCACCUGGGAGUGAUGACCUGACACUGAUCUGCCAGUUGGAUGACCCAAAUUUACCAUGUGUACCACCAAUUACCUUAACUGUCCCUGCAGGCUAUCCCCUGAAGCCUCCACGAUGUGAUUUACUAGCUGUAGAUUAUGAAACAACUGACUUCCUAAAGAGUGCAAGGGAGAGCAUGAUGGUUCGGCUGCGCAACAUGCCCCCACACUGUAGCCUCACCAUGAUGCUCCAUAGUUGGGAAAUGAGUGUACGUCAGGCUUGCUCACCAAAGCAGUCUGUGACGUCUGCUGUUGCCUCAGCACUUGCUAUGACUGCUGGAUUUUAAAGAAAAUUGGACACAGUUGGGUUAUAUCUCCACAAAUAUAUAAGUGGAAAUUUCAAAUUGACUGUUAUUAAGAUCUAUCCACUGCAGUUUGGUAAUUACUAGAUAGAUAUCAAGUUUACUCAAAUUUUGCAUGCUUCUUUAAAUGUAAAACAUCUACUAAAUAUGCAUAUUGUUGCUGGCUGAACAUUAAUAUUAUUGUAUUCACAAAGAUGCUAGGUCAGUAAGAAAAUGAUAGGUGAAUAUUUUUUUAGGUAUGUAUACUGUACCUGGAUCACUGUGGUAUAAUCAAUGUGUGGUUUAUAAUGUAAUAGGCUGCUGUGUAGUCUUGCACAGUAAGACUUCCUUUUUUACAUAAUACAAUACAUUUUUUGUGUCA
Penaeus indicus is the source of this 2140-nucleotide messenger RNA. Its product is annotated as mediator of RNA polymerase II transcription subunit 15-like. Lineage: Eukaryota; Metazoa; Arthropoda; Malacostraca; Decapoda; Penaeidae. Bases 100 to 1764 code for a protein of 554 amino acids. Gene Ontology annotation, biological process: regulation of DNA-templated transcription. The transcript has 3 exons. Gene Ontology annotation, molecular function: transcription coregulator activity. The record is from RefSeq and is a predicted model, not a curated record.